Messenger RNA from Colletotrichum abscissum, 1245 nucleotides. RefSeq names its product short chain dehydrogenase. NCBI's taxonomy places the organism in Eukaryota, Fungi, Ascomycota, Sordariomycetes, Glomerellales, Glomerellaceae. The coding region runs from base 1 to 1245 and encodes 414 amino acids. The record is from RefSeq and is a predicted model, not a curated record. The transcript has 6 exons.
AUGGUUGACUGGCAACCCUCUCAACCAAGGUGGCAGCACUUCCUUCUGGUGACGACGGUGAUGAUCCGUGGCCGGGAUGUGGAGAGUGCGGCCCCCAUGCCCGGCGGAAGACCACCGAAUCCUAUUGUCUCCAACACCAUCGCAUCCGAAAGCCCUGCGGGGCACAUGGGAAUCACCAGCCACGGGCCACCAGAGGAAUUCGCGCCGAAGACAAAGGCGAGGGCCAGCAACUUUGACCAGGCUCAUAGGGAAACCAAUGAUGCCUCUGCGGCGAUGUGCAGCGUUGGGAAACUAACUAGCAGCAGCACCCGCGCUCCCAAGACCUUUGAACCGUCUCGUUUCACGGACGUCCGGAGGCGCACGUCCAUGUCCGGCGGUCUCUCCACGGGCGUCCGGGCGCGCCACGAACCGCCUCAGUCUACCGGUUCCAAGUACGAUGCCAUUCCCGGCCCCCUGGGUUUGGCCUCUGCUUCCCUCGAGGGCAAGGUCGCUCUCGUGACCGGUGCCGGCCGUGGUAUUGGUCGUGAGAUGGCCCUUGAGCUUGGACGUCGCGGUGCCAAGGUCAUCGUCAACUACGCCAACAGCGCCGAGACCGCCGAGGAGGUCGUCCAGGCCAUCAAGAAGUCCGGCUCCGACGCCGCUUCCAUCAAGGCCAACGUUUCCGACGUUGACCAGAUCGUCUCCAUGUUCGCCGAGGCCAAGAAGAUCUUCGGCAAGCUCCACAUUGUCUGCUCCAACUCUGGUGUCGUCUCCUUCGGCCACGUCAAGGAUGUCACCCCCGAGGAGUUCGACCGCGUCUUCUCCAUCAACACCCGUGGCCAGUUCUUCGUUGCCCGCGAGGCCUACAAGAACCUCGAGGUCGGCGGCCGUGUCAUCCUCAUGGGUUCCAUCACUGGCCAGGCCAAGGGUGUCCCCAAGCACGCCGUCUACUCUGGUUCCAAGGGAACCAUUGAGACCUUCGUCCGCUGCAUGGCUAUCGACUUCGGUGACAAGAAGAUCACCGUCAACGCUGUUGCCCCCGGUGGUAUCAAGACCGACAUGUACCGUGAUGUCUGCCGCGAGUACAUCCCCGGUGGCACUGAGCUCGACGACGAAGGUGUCGAUGAGUACGCCGCGGGCUGGUCUCCCAUGCACCGUGUCGGUCUCCCGAUCGAUAUUGCCCGUGUCGUCUGCUUCCUGGCUUCCCAGGACGGCGAGUGGAUCAACGGAAAGGUCCUCGGCAUCGACGGUGCCGCCUGCAUGUAA